GCCCAUUUUCUCCUAUUCUGUUGCUCAAUCAAUGUGGUCACUGGAGGAAAUCACCAAGAUUUUAGAGGUAUUUCCCGAAGCGUUGAACUCGGACAUUCUCAUCCCUCGUCCAUCAGAUACAGUGCACACGACACAUGUGAAUAAACCUGUAAAUAAGAUAUAUGCAAAACCGGAUUUGGCAAAUAAAAAAUCUGCGAAUCUCACCAUGUCCUUGGUAGAUCCAGCGUGGGAGUUGAUUGAUCCGUCACCUGAUAUUCGGGCCCUUUUUUCCAACUUCAAUGCAGAAUAUUUCGAUGGUUCUCUUGGAGCCGUUGAAGUUCGAUGGAGUCCCCGUAUGACACUCUGUGCUGGUUUGUGUUGUUACGAAGGUCGUGGCGGGCUCUGUUCCAUUCGUUUGAGUGAACCUCUACUUAAGCUUCGCCCCAGAAGUGACCUAAUUGAAACCUUGCUGCACGAAAUGAUUCACGCCUACUUAUUCGUAACGCAGAAGGAUCGUGACCGCGACGGGCAUGGGCCUUCGUUUCAAUUCCACAUGAACAGGAUAAACGCAGCAACAGGGGCAAAGAUAACGGUUUAUCACACCUUUCACGAUGAGGUUGCUAAUUACCAAACUCAUUGGUGGCGUUGCACCGGCCCAUGCCGCGAAAGAAGUCCUUUUUACGGCUUUGUGAAAAGAGCUAUGAAUCGCGCUCCCGGACCCAGCGACAGCUGGUGGGGUCGGCAUCAGGCCACGUGCUCUGGCCACUUUUUAAAAAUCAAAGAACCGGAGAAAACGCUGAAAACGUCACGUCAAGUGCGUGGGCGCGAGAAAGAAAGGCACACUGAUGCACCACCCAGAACUACAUCUUCCAGUAUCACCAAAUUUUUUCUGCCCAAUGAGGUGGUGCCAUCGACAUCCACGUUGCCAGCUGACUUCUCUCAUCCUUCUUUGGGGAACCAAUCAACCUUUGGAACCGAUGUUUUUAAUCCCCCUAAUUCCCACAUCCUCGGCGGUUCUCUGCCACGCCACCAGAGCCGACUUCUGUCCUUGUGUUCCACCUCAUCCUCACAAAAGCCCAAUGAGCCGAUAGGGCUUGGGACGAAGAUUGCUGCAACAUCUCACUGUUCGGAUGCACUUAAUAUGCCCAUUCAAACCGUCACCUGUCCUGUGUGUGCCGUAGAUGUUCCCUCGUCAACCGUUAACGAGCAUCUGGAUAGUUGUCUCUUAUCGUCUGUAUAGGAUUAAUUUUAUUAAUUUAUGGACCAUCCUAGAUUAUGAUUCAUUGAGCAAAUCGCUUCUCUUAUUUUUUUAUAUUUUUGCCACUUCGUAGCCGCUAUAACUCAGGGUCACCCGAUGGCUAUGUGGUUUGCUCCCUUCUUGUCAGCGGUAUUUUCUGAUUCUCCGUUCUUCACUACGAUAAGUUGAAGCUCUUCCUCGAGUCCUUCCACAUAGUGGGGACUUGCGCUGAUACACCUUGUGUGUCUGUUCCUUAUCCUAAUAUUACUCCAAUGGUUACACACGACCAAUGUAUUUGUCCAUUUUUUAACUCCACUAGCUCAUAAUCUUGGUACGCAAAAACGUCGAAAAUCCACAAUCAUUGCACACACAUAUAUUCGAUUACUUCUGUACAUUACUCACUCAGACGGUGCAUUUU
Molecule: messenger RNA, 1634 nt
Organism: Dicrocoelium dendriticum
Lineage: Eukaryota; Metazoa; Platyhelminthes; Trematoda; Plagiorchiida; Dicrocoeliidae
Source: the annotation of a GenBank genome assembly